Cavia porcellus (domestic guinea pig) is the source of this 2794-nucleotide messenger RNA. It is a transcript of the gene Tmem70, whose product is annotated as transmembrane protein 70. The record is from RefSeq and is a predicted model, not a curated record. The coding region runs from base 122 to 892 and encodes 256 amino acids. Gene Ontology annotation, biological process: mitochondrial proton-transporting ATP synthase complex assembly. Lineage: Eukaryota; Metazoa; Chordata; Mammalia; Rodentia; Caviidae. Gene Ontology annotation, cellular component: mitochondrial membrane. The transcript is spliced from 3 exons.
GGCGCCGGCGGUGCGGCCCAGCAAGGUCCCAGGGGGCGGGGCGUGCGCGCCCGGCAGGGUCCUCGGGUCUCCGCGCUGUUGUUCGUCGCCGCCGAGUGCUUCUCCAAUUCUGAUCCUCAGGAUGCUGCUCUCGGCGUUGGGCGGGUCGUGGGCGGCGGGACUGCGGCCUGGCGGGAAGAGGGCGGCCUCGUGGGCGGCCGUCGCGCUCCGAAGUCCCCGGGUGGUUGCCGCGCGGGCAGCCUCCUGCAGCGGGCCGUCGAGGCCGGUGGGCGGCGGGAUCGCGGGACCGUGGGGAGCCGCGCGUCUCCUCCUGCGGCCCGGGCGAGCGCAGAUACCUGCUUGCUGGGAAGGAUGUGUUCGAUGUUCACAUACACAACUUGGCAAGUCAGAAGAUGGAAGGCUGAUUUAUACUGGAAAUUUGGCCCGUGCAGUAUUUGGUGUGAAAUGUUUCUCUUAUUCUACAAGUUUGAUCAGCCUUACAUUUCUACCAUACCUCUUUUCACAAAGCAAUAUAUUUGGAAAUCUGUCUUUGCAAGUCCUAUUUUAUGGUGUUAUAGGAAGCUUUACGGUGAUCACCCCGGCACUGCUUCAUUUUCUUACAAAAGGCUAUGUCAUUCGGUUGUACCACGAGCCCACAACGGACACUUACAAAGCCAUUACUUACAGUGUAGUGCUUUCAGAAACAAGCACAGUGUUUCACCAGAAUGACGUGAAGAUUCCAGACAGCACACAUGUGUUUACCACAUUUUAUGCUAAAACAAAAUCACUGUUAGUUAAUCCAAUGCUCUUUCCAAACCCUGAAGACUAUAACCAUCUAAUGGGUUAUGACAAACCAUUUACUUUUGAUGUAGAAGAAGACAGUGAAAAGAAGCAGCUUGAGGCUGAGAAAUGAGCCUGUUGUUUGUAUAUUUGUGCUUAAAUGUAAUUUAUGUUACCAGGUAUAAAAUUGCCUUUACUUUUGUAUUGUCAUUGUUAAAAAUAAUUUGAAAUUAUCAGAGCUUCUAUUAAUUUUCAGAGAAUGAUCCUUUAUAAUAGAGUAGCUAUGUUUGAAAAAUAAAAAAUAGUCUCAUAUUUGUUUUAGAAAGUGAAUAUAUACACACAUGUUGUUAUAUGCCUAUAUGGUGUAAAUGUGGUUUCUCCUAAACUGAGGAUCAAAUGUCAGAAGCAAACAGGAGUGUUGUGUUUUUCUCUGCAUUUGGAUAUUUCUAAGUGUAUGAAUAUUUUUUUGCCACAUAAAAACAUUUUGAAAGAGUCAUUGUUGUCUGUAGUAAGAAUGUCUAUGUAUAGUUUGUGAUCUGCUAUAAGAGAAAAGAGGAAGGGACGAGAAUACACUCUUCCAGGUCACACUCCAGCAUUUGUGAGGCUGAGGCAGGAGGACUGUUGUGAGUUUGAGGUCAGCCUGGGCUGCAAAGUGAGUUCAAGGCUAGCCUGAACUGCAUAGCAAGACCCUGUCUAAAAAAGACCAAAAAAAAAGCAUCCUGAUGGGAGGAAAGAUACUGACUCCUCACUGCAAAGGUGUUUAUUUAUACCUUUGAGUGACUUAGUGUUACAUUACAUCCUCUUGUCCUAGCAACCCACUGUUCAGAUCUUCCUAGGGCUAGGUGUUCUGUGGGCUGAAGCAGCUGCUUCAGGUGGCUGCCCCAGGAGUUCUUUGUUCUUGAAAUUGUCAUGUUCCAGCCUUGCACAUACGGUCAAUUUCCAGCUUCAAUGGCUCCCAACAACUCAAUAACUAAUUUUGAGUACAUCUCUUUAAAAAAACCCUUUAUUGAAGUUAAGUAUAUAAUUUACACAAAUGUUUAAUCUUCAAGAAACAUUCACAAAAUGCAAAACCAUGAAACAAGUCAUCGGAUACUGCUGCUCUUCAAAACAUAGAUGAUAAGGUCAACUGCAAGGAACAGAAAGUGAUGUCACACUUUUGCAAGGAAUAUGUAACUCCUUAAAUGUCAUAUCCAAGUGAUCAUUUUUUUUCACCUAUGAAAAAGUUUUUAUUAGUUUGUAUAAAUCAGAAGAGUAGGAGGAAAAAAGCACUAAAUGGCAAAGGAGACUUGAAGGACAUGGCUUGGAAUUAGACCACAGGAGGGAUCAGCAAUUAUUUCUACGAAGCAUCAUCAAAAUAAGUCAGCAGAAACUACUUAGACCACAAGGAGAAUAAAAUGCAUGUCCCUGCUUCAUGAUACCAUGCCACCCUCAUCUCAGUGUUCCCUCAAAAAACUGAAGGAAAUGUGUCUCAGAUUGUUUAGGGAAAGUGGUGGUGAGUCUAUUAUUUGAUUCUCAAAAGGGCUAUGAUUGGUAAUUGAUAUGUCUACUUGAGUGGAUCUGGGUGUGUCUUGGAUGAUUUAAGUGUAUGUCACAAACUGAACAUGGAAGAUCCACCUUCAGUGUGGGUGGCACCAACCAAUAGGCUGUACGUUGGAUGAAAUACAAAGUAAAAGAAGGAGGUCUUCCCUUUUGUUACUUUGGAGGAUUUCCAGUCUUCAUUGCCUUUGGAUGUUGGGCUCCGUUCUUUCAGGGUACGGUUUUUCAACACAAACACUGACUUUCCAAUACAAACCUGCCCUGGACUCUGCAGUGAGCUCCAAGCCUUACAUCCUCUGGGAUUCUCCAGCUCUCCAGCAGGUAGUCAUUUUGCAUUCUUCCACCACUGAUUUCGCUACAGCCAUUGUAAGCCUUCCUUGUAAAUAUUUGAUAUAAUCAUAUAUAUAUAUAUAUAUAAAUCUUUUCCACUAGUGAACCUAGCUGAUAUGAGAGUGUAUACAUCUAUGCUAUAUCAUAAUAAAUGCAAUCACAACAAAAA